Molecule: messenger RNA, 3055 nt
Organism: Morone saxatilis (striped sea-bass)
Lineage: Eukaryota; Metazoa; Chordata; Actinopteri; Moronidae
Gene: rnf34a
Product: ring finger protein 34a
Exons: 8
Coding region: 127-1269 (380 amino acids)
Biological process (GO): proteasome-mediated ubiquitin-dependent protein catabolic process; negative regulation of extrinsic apoptotic signaling pathway via death domain receptors; protein K48-linked ubiquitination
Cellular component (GO): plasma membrane; cytoplasm
Molecular function (GO): ubiquitin protein ligase activity
Source: RefSeq, a predicted model, not a curated record
AGGAGAGUAGAAGUAGCAGCAGCAGCAGUGCUCGGAGCUUCGGGUCGUUUCUGUCUUCACAUCAAGUCUCAUUGCGAUGGUUGCACCGUCCGCCUGUUGUUUCUCAGUGGACACGCCGGAGCUGCAAUGAAGGCAGGGGCCUCGUCCAUGUGGGCUUCAUGCUGUGGUCUGCUGAAUGAAGUCAUGGGUACCGGGGCAGUCAGAGGCCAGCAGCCAGGGUUUGGGGCCGGUGCUGGACCCUUCAGAUUUGCCCCCAGUGCAGGAUACUCCACAUACCCGCCCACCAGCUCAGGGAGUCCCAGUCUUGUAUGCAAGGCCUGUGGUCAGGCCUUCUCAGUGUUUAAGAGGAAGUAUAUUUGCUGUGACUGCAAGAAGAGCUUCUGCUCUCUGUGCUCCGUGCUUCAGGAGAAUCUGCGCAUUUGUGCCACAUGUCAUUUGCUGAAGGCAACUGCCUUCCAGCGGCCGCGGCUCAUGCGCCUACGAGUCAGGGACCUGCGUCAGUACUUGCUGCUCCGUAACAUCCCCACCGAUACCUGCAGGGAAAAAGAAGACCUGGUGGACUUGGUGCUCUGUCACCAAGGCAUUGAGGAAGAGGAGGACCCCGAUACGGGCAGCUUCCACUCGCGCUCCCUGUAUACGCCGACCCCUUCUACCACGCAGUCUGCCUCAGAGCUGUCUGCUUUUGUCGCCUCUCAGGAGGAGCCGCUCAGCAGGAGUGAUAGCUCUGAUACCAACCAGGAUAUAGGUGAUGCCACAUCGGUGUCUCUCCUCAACUUGGACCCCAGUGAACACACUCCUGAGGUCAGUCCUCAGACGCGACGUCGGGCCAGAGCAUCUCUCUCAGACAUCUCCAGCUUGAGGGACAUCGAGGGCCUGUCUGUCAGGCAGCUGAAGGAGAUCCUGGCCAGGAACUUUGUCAACUAUUCAGGGUGCUGUGAGAAGUGGGAGCUGGUGGAGCGUGUAAGCAGACUGUACAGAGAGACGGAGGAGAACAGGAAAUCAUUGGAAAAUGUGAGCAGUACUGUAACCACAGUGGUGGCCUUCCCUCCUACCCCUCCUAUCUGCAACGGUGCCAUCGGAGACGGCGAGAAGGGUCCGCUGACGAUCCACGACGACAAUCUCUGCAGGAUCUGCAUGGACGCUAUGAUCGACUGCGUUCUCCUGGAGUGCGGUCACAUGGUCACCUGCACCAAGUGCGGCAAGAGGAUGAACGAGUGCCCGAUCUGCAGGCAGUACGUCGUGAGGGCCGUGCACGUCUUCAAGUCCUAAUGCGCCACUGCAACACCGCAGCACCGGCUUCAGAGCAGCAGCUCAGACUGAGACUGUACCUUAAAUCAACCAUGCAGCUCAUAACCUUUGAGUCCCCAAAAGACUUAUUUUGUGUAUGUUCCAUGUUUGUAUUCCCUAAAUUCUCACAUUAUUUGCACAUUGAAAUAUUAUGAGAACUGUGUUUUUCUAAAGAAUUUGACUCUUCAGUUUCACCAGUGGGCAGAACGUAGGAUCCUAUGAGUCAUUUCUCAAGUAAACAUAUCUCUAAUCUGUGUUCAUUCCUAAGUGUCUGUUUUGCUUUUCUUACAAUUUCUCAAAGCAAAGAAUGUGUGGCACUCUGCCACUUACAGUCUUGUCAAACACAACUCAUCACCCUCAGAUCUGCCUAUAAACUGUAGCUGGCACUCAGCGCCUCACUUUACAACUGCUGCAAGUGACGACAUAUCUUAGUAACACAGAGGACAGACACAUACUGAACCUCACCACUGGAGACAGGGAGGGGUGAGCCAACUAGGUGCCAAAUAAUGCUUCUCACCCAUUUUUCUUUCUCCUUGGCUGCGAUGGGGCCCAGUGUGUGGCUGUCGGUUCUUCAGCACGUUUCUACCAGAAAGCACUUUGUUCACACUGUGUGUUAAUGCACCACUGCUCACAACCCACUGCAAGCUAUGACCAGUAAUGAUAGCUGCGGGGAGGGUAGCACGUGUACUAAAACUAAAGCUUUGACUGAUCCGAAGGAGUUUUAAAGGCUUCUAAGUUUUGUAAAGGUCAAUGGGGGAAAAAAAGCUAAUUACAAAUCAGUGACCUUGUGUUUUCUAUUUAAGUUAAGUCAAAUGUUGAGCAGGUGCUCUGCCGUUGUGAUUCAAGGAUAUUGGUGAUUGGUAUUGGUGAUUUAUGAUGAUGCAUUAUCAAUUUUAUUAUAUUCCCUUAUUUUGUUAUAAAAGGCUUAUCGUAAUGCAUUACACACUCAUACAAAGUCUGUCAUUACAGCAAUAGCUGACCUCCGCUGUCACCUCGGUCCUGUCUCAGCACUUUAGUGGAGACGAAGGACAAAAACCGGUGCUAACUCAUCCAACCAUCUUCCCUGAUUUCCAGUUGAACUGUGGAUGUGAAACUGAAUGUUUUCUUUCUGUUGCUGUACAUUGUUGGGAGUGGAAUGAAGUGUCUUAAAGCGUUUUAGUUGAUUUUCUCUCAUGUAGGAGUAAUGUAUUGAACUAACUAUUCAAAGAUAUAGCUACGAGUUUACUGACACCUGUGGUAUAGAAAGUAUAUAGAAUUAAAUGACUUGCUAAUGUAUAUUUGCAUAUAUUGAUCCAUAUGAGAUGUAUAUAUCUAUAUUUUUUUCCAUUUGAUUUAAAUUGUGUAAUAUCAGAUUAAUGAAAUGUCCCUGGGAUUGGGUUAGUUUAUAAUUACAGAGUUCUGUUUUACUGUCAAGUGGUUUAAAAUGUGUUAAAUCAGCAUAGGUUUGCUUGAACUAUCUGUCCCUCUUGAACCAGAGCAUGACAAGAACCUGUACGGUUAUGUUAUUCCCCCAUAUUCUCCACUUAUAAAACCCCAUUUCAUGUGUUUUUUCCCCCCCUAAUGCUGCUCAUUUUAGAAGUAUCCAGCUCUGUACUGUACCCACACAAAGUCAACAUUGCUGCUAUUACAGUAAAGAUGUCCCCUACAAUCAUGAACAGUAGCGGAGCAGGUUGCACUUUUCCUUUAGAGAGGGUGUAAUUGUGUGCAAGGUUUGGUCUUUGUAUUUGGGAUCUUUUUAUUUUGGUAAUUAAAGAUUUUAAUUAAAGUC